Schistosoma rodhaini is the source of this 363-nucleotide messenger RNA. The record is from the annotation of a GenBank genome assembly. Lineage: Eukaryota; Metazoa; Platyhelminthes; Trematoda; Strigeidida; Schistosomatidae.
AUGGCUUCAAGGAAUGAUGGUAUUCAACUCCUUUUGCAAGCCGAAAAAAGUGCUAGUGAGAAAGUAAAUGAAGCGAAAAGACGUAAAGCUAAACGAUUAAAGGAAGCUAAAGCCGAGGCUCAGGCAGAAAUCGAAGCUGAACGAGCUGAGCGUGAGCAUCACUUUAAAAUUUGUGAGGGUAAAGUACUUGGUCGUCGAUCAGAAAUUGAGUCGCAAAUUCAAAAGCUAACCCAAGAAAUAAUCGAUACUCAAACUGCCUCUGUGAAUCUUCAUAAAGAAGACGCCAUAAAUAUGUUAUUGAAUUGUGUUAUGCAAAUUCAGCCACAGCUACACAAAAAUUAUCGCAAUGGAAUAACGGGUUAA